UCAGUCAGGUUAAGCCAUGCUCCGUCCUAUCUGCAUCCUCCUGCUCCUGCUGCACACCAGCAGCUCAGUCCACAAUGACGCCACAGAGUCCGUCAGUCCUCAGCCAGACCUGGACCCUCUGGACCCCACAGCUGAGGAAAACUCUAACCAAGCGAGAAACGGUGGGAGACGUGUCGACAACGCUAUGCAUAAUGGCCCAGACCAGAGCGAGGUGGGCUGCAGAGAGCUGAGGUCCAGAAAGUACAUCUCUGACGGCCAGUGCACCAGUGUCAACCCCAUCAAGGAGCUGGUGUGUGCUGGUGAGUGUCUGCCAUCCCACCUGCUACCCAACUGGAUUGGGAGCAGAGGUUACACUGGGAGGUACUGGAGCCGCCGUGAUGCUCAGGAGUGGCGCUGUGUCAUCGAUCGGACCAGGACCCAGCGAAUUCGGCUACAGUGCGAAGAUGGCAGUUCGAGGGCCUACAAGAUAACCGUGGUGACCUCCUGCAAAUGCAAGCGCUACACUAGACAGCAGAAUGAUUCAGACCACAAGCAGACACCUGCCCACAGCAGUAAAUAGACUGGACUGUGAGAGGUGACAGUCAGGAGGCGGUCUGACAAUUAAAACCCAUGUAAUCAGUGACUACAAAUGGUCUCAUAACAGCCACUCCUGCCUUCACCAUGAAAUGUAUGGUUGAAUUCUAAGUGUGCCAAUAGUCACCCAAUAUUUAAGGACCAGGCUAGAUAUUAAAAAAAGAUGAAGACUGAAGACUUGUCUUUAAACUUAGAAUAUUGUGAAACAGAAAGAUGUUAUAAAAUGAGUCUAUGGCCCAAAACACAGGUCAGCAUUCUGAGGAAUAUGCUCAUUCGCUGUCUUUGAGGGAAUGAGAUAUUUAGAUUGAUAUCACUUCCAUGUCUGAGUUGAACCUGCAAUGCAAAAUUUUUGUAUCCCCAGUUGGAGUAAUAAUUGCAUAAACACUGUCGAUGCAUGUUUAAUAGUAUAUAUCUCACCAUCGACGACUUUCCUUUUACACUAUAAGUCAUCCUCUAAACACCAAAUUUCCUUAUUAUCUGGAUCAUGAGUGAUGUUUCUUGAAUACUUUCUAGGUUUUUCCAUCAUGCUCCUAGGUACUGUCGCUGUCAAAAUCUCUUUAAAACUCCCAUAGACUGUGAAAAACAGAGACUCGCAUGGUACUGAUAAUGUACUUAAUGAACUUUAUUAAGACUUGUUUGGCUUCAACGAUGCAGAUGUUCAUUUAUAAAUAAUAGUCUUGCACUCCAGCUUUAAGUGCUGUCAGACAGUCUGGGCAACAUCUCUAAUUAACAGGCUGUAACUUGUUUAUUCAAUCUGUACACAAAUAUUACAAAAAUAUGUGACAAUUGCUGGAGCUGGGACUUUUACUGACUAAGGAUAGUUUUCAUAUAGGCACAAUAAUACAAAACAAGCAACUUUGCUGUGAUGUCAAGACCUCUGGAAGCUAUGUACAGUCACUGCACCUGGCUCAAGAGAUAGUUCCAGCAUAUAAUAAAGUAUAAGCUCUAUUCUUGUAAAAUGCAGCUAAUGGCAGUUCUAACAUUGGCAUCUAUUAGAUCAGGCUACACUUGUAUAAAUUUGACAGUUGUGGGCAUCUGGCUGCAUGCUGCAGCUACAAAGCAACUUGACUUUGGAGUAUUUCAUAUAUCGUGAGUGCACCAAAUAUAGAAGUGUAACCAUUACUGAAAGCCCAGCCAUUAUGUAGAGCAAAUCCCAUAUGUGUGGACCUGUUCAGCAUGUAUGAAAUGGGAUUCUGGCAUUGGCAUAAGUGAAGAUGAGAAUGUCCCUGUAGAGAAUAAAGGAAGAAAAGAAGAUUUUGUUCCAUUUUAAUUAUUUCAUUUGA
Acanthochromis polyacanthus (spiny chromis) is the source of this 1856-nucleotide messenger RNA. Its product is annotated as sclerostin domain-containing protein 1-like. The coding region runs from base 17 to 559 and encodes 180 amino acids. Gene Ontology annotation, biological process: negative regulation of BMP signaling pathway; negative regulation of Wnt signaling pathway. Gene Ontology annotation, molecular function: BMP binding. The record is from RefSeq and is a predicted model, not a curated record. The transcript has 2 exons. Lineage: Eukaryota; Metazoa; Chordata; Actinopteri; Pomacentridae.